AUGACAUUGCACAACACUGGUGUUAGUGGUGACCCUGGUGACCAUGGUGACACUGGUGACCCUGGUGACCAUGGUGACACUGGUGACCCUGGUGACCAUGGUGACACUGGUGACCAUGGUGACACUGGUGACCCUGGUGACACUGGUGUUAGUGGUGACCCUGGGGACACUGGUGUUAUGGACACUAUAGUGUUCUCUGCUCCCAAAGUGGAAUUAUCCUCGCCAUCCUGGGUAAAGGUACCAGUGGGCAAGAACGUCCAGUUGAACGUGACGCUGCUAAACUCACCCUACCCACCUCCCACUAUCUUCUGGUCUCACCAUAGGAUGCGGAUGACCACAAGCAAGGGAAGAUUACGCUUGUCCGGUGACCUCUUGCGGUUGGAAAUCCUCAAUGUGACCGUUACGGAUUCCGGCCAAUACACGGUAUCCGUGAGCAACUCUAAGGGCCGUCAGACGUUAGUCUUCUACCUUGCUGUUAUAGAACGUCCUGUUGUAGUGAAGCACUCCAGUCUAAACAACACAAGACUGCUCGGCCAGAGUAUUACAUUCAGCAUAGGACUGAAAAGUGCAGCACAUUCAACCCCAGUUUUCAGUGUAUUGCACAACGGACUCUUGAUCUUAAUCAUUCAACCUGGUCCGCAUCUCCUCUCAAAUAGUGUGUCCUUUCCUCUAACCCAAGUGAAGCGCACCGAUAGAGGAUCGUACACACUUGUUUUGAGCAAUACAGAAGGGUCGGCACACGUCACGUUUUUCCUGGAUGUUUACGUGCCCCCGGUUGUGGACACAGCCUCCGCCCUGAACACCACACGAGUGCUUGGUGAAAAUGCCACGUUUCACGUCACCCUGAAACACACACCCUAUCCCCUGGCCGAUAUCGUUUGGACGCACAAUGAAUCUCCAGUCAACACAAGCUCAGACAGGAUGCAAUUGUCCAGCGAUGGCGUAUCACUAAGAUUGACCAGCUUGACGCCCUCGGACGCGGGAGUUUACACCGUUUUGGUGAAGAACAGCUUAGGAUCUGACAACGUGACGUUCACAAUGGAUGUUCAGGUUCCUCCAAUUGUGGACACAUUCUCAACUCUGAACAGUACUAAGCUGAUCGCCGGAAACGUUUCGUUUACCGUUACCCUGAAGUACGCACCCAAACCUCUGCCAACCACCACAUGGCUGCACAACGGACUGCCGGUCGACACUAGUGGGAGCCGGGCAACGUUGUCUAGCAAUAGUUUGGCAAUGAGCUUGACAAAUCUAGCGGUCUCCGACAGAGGAAUGUACACAGUCUUGAUCAGGAACAGCAUAGGAUCUGAAAAAGUGAUCUUCCUUGUGGAUGUCCAGGUUCCUCCAGCGGUGGCCACAUUCUCAACCCUGAACACUACCAAACUAAGGGAUGAAAACAUCACGUUUCACGUCACCCUGAAACACACACCAUAUCCACUGGCUACUAUCGUAUGGAUGCACAAUGGAUUUCCGAUGAACACAAGCUCAGACAGGAUGCAAUUGUCCAGCAAUGGCUUGCGCUUGAGUCUCACAAUUUUGAUGCCCUCGGACAGGGGAGUUUAUACCAUCUUGAUAAAGAACGCUGCAGGAUCUGAUAGUGUGGCAUUCACCAUGGACGUUCAGGGUAAAUUCUGUUGA
Molecule: messenger RNA, 1635 nt
Organism: Sycon ciliatum
Lineage: Eukaryota; Metazoa; Porifera; Calcarea; Leucosolenida; Sycettidae
Product: hemicentin-1-like
Exons: 6
Coding region: 1-1635 (544 amino acids)
Source: RefSeq, a predicted model, not a curated record